AUGAAUAUUACAUUAUUAAUGAAUGAAACUGAGUCAAUUCCUUGUCGAUCUGUAAAUAUGCUCUCUGAUAACAUGGAUGAUUAUACAAGUCUAUGUAAUUCACAGUAUUCACUCAAUCAUAACACGAAUACAACAACGAUCACUUCUGACAGUAACAUUUGCAGUACUAAUAAUAACAGUAUCAAUAAUCAUCACACUAUUUUGGCUGCAACGCAUACAAAUAAUGUCUGCAAUAAUGUAAAUGAAUUGUCAACUACAGAUUGUACAACUACAAUGGAUACUAUGAACAAUUUGAAUUCCAAUUCCACCUGUGCAUCCCCGAAUGGUUCCACACUGACAAUGUAUGGGACUCAGCAUCGUUUUAAAAUUAGUCCAAAUGCUUAUCAUGAUUUAGAGAAUGGAAACAAUUCAGUAACUAUGAAUAAUAGUAACAAUAGUACUCGUCCCGAUGCAGAUGUGGAUUCAGCCUUCCCACCGAAAAAGUUAUAUACCGAUGAUAUACCUGUAUUAGAUUCAUUUCCUGGUUAUUAUGGUUUCGAUCUUUAUCGACCAUUGUGUGGAGAUACUUAUGAAGCAAGUGAAACGAAACCAAGCACAGCAUUUUUUUACUUUAAAGAUGAACAAGGAUGGACUAAUCUUUAUGCAAAGAAAACACCUACUUGGUGGACAUUAUCCUACUGGUGUCAACGUAAACCACCAGAUGGUUCAUUUAUUCGUUUAACACCCGUGUAUGGAGCGUCAGAUAAACAACAAGAAGUAAUCCAAAGGUGUUUUGAAGAUUUUAUGGCGAUACCAACUUCUGGAAUGGCCCGUUACAGUAUAGUAAUGGUUGGCAAUUCACUAGCUGAAUACUUUUUUGAUCCAACAACUGAACGACUCUGUGUCACUUUACCCUAUGAAACACCAAAAGAAGGAUGUGAAUAUAGCCAAUUCAAUGGGAAAUUCAUGUGUUUCAACAGCUGUUUGUACAAUGGUGGCCAGGGGAAUAAGAAACCGCUCUACUUAAUAAUUACACUAGAACGAAUAAUAACAGGAUGUGAUCCAAGCAAAGGACACUGUGAAGUACUUGGACGUCAAUGUAUUAAAUUUCGUAGUUGUGCAUGCCCUAAAAGAGAUAAAGAAAAUAAUGAAAGACGUACUGGAGAUACUCUUUCAAUCUGUACUCCGACAUUAGGCAAACGUAGAAAAGAAUCAAAUGACCGUAGUGAUCGUCAAGGCAAACGUCUACGUUCAAAUCAGCGACCUUCAUCAGUGAUUAAUAUGAAUGGUAGUACACAUGCAGGGAAUCCAAACAACAACAACAAUAACGGUAUAACUUAUGAUAAAGAUAUCAACCUGCUACGUGAACACAAUUGGUUAUCACCGAAUCAUGAACAUUUAUUAAAUGAAGAAAAGUGUUCCAGUGAACCAUUGAAUGGUGGUAUAGAUGAUUACUUAGAUUAUUAUGGACAAGAAAAUGAUUAUGAUACGUAUGGUUAUGGACAGAAUACAAUCCAUUUUAAUGGAGAAUCGUAUAAUCUAUUGUUGGUUCCAACAAAUCUGCCUGGUGCAGUUGAAACACUCUCCAGUGUACGUUAUGGUUUAUUACGUACAUGGAUCUAUUCAUUGGCUAAACAUCAACAACAUCAACAUCAUCUUCAGCAACAACAACAGUUAUACCAUACAAUGACAAAACAAUCUCCCCUGACAAAUGAUACAGACGGUAGAAAGGAAAAGAAAGCUGAUAAUAACAUGAAUAGUCAAAAUUUAAUCAGUACUGGUAACACUAUGAAUACUACUACUAGCGGUAUGCUGUUAGGUAAAACUUCUACAGAUAAACAUUCAGACAGUUCAGAAAAUCGAUACUAUCCUCCUCCAGUCUCUGGACAAUAUCCAAGCUCAUAUAAUCGUGCAGCAAUUGGAAGUACUUUGAAUCAUUGGAUUAAAACGGAAUCACAUUUGGCCGCAUUAGUUCGUGAAAGAAUUAAUCUCUUGAGCGCAUGUCAACAAACUUAUCAAUUCAGUGGUGAUUCCACUGAUUCUCAACCGAAUUCUACCCUAUCAACAGGUGCAAUGGGAUUUAAUGGUACAGGGAAUCUAGAUGAACCAGUUGGUUUGUUGAAUCAAGACUAUUUUAAUGCAUCGUCUCAUAUGAAUGCAUCAGUAGGUAAUGAAUUGAUCAAUUCAAAUUUAUCGCGUAAUUUCUGCAGUCAACAAACAAAUAUUAUGCAUAAUAUGGCUGCUUACAUUUUAUCCUCGACUAGUACUAGUACCACUUCAACUGCUACAACAACAACAACUUCUGCGGAUAACAUCAGCAAUCGUGGAUAUAUUUAUAACACAGGUGGUGGUGGUAAUAUGGAUACUAAUUGGUCAUAUGAAAUUGAUCCUAGUAUGAGGGCUGGCCAACUCUCGCAUACAGACCAGUUAUAUGAAGCAUCUCAUCAAGGUUUGACUAUAGAUAAUAAUAACAGUAAUAGUAAUGCACUGCAGGUUACCUCAGAUCUUAUUGAUCCUUAUACAUUGGUCCAACAAUUACCCCAGUCAUUGUCAACUUCAUCACCGGUUCAUCAACACCAACACCAUCAUCACCAUCAUCUUCAUGCACACCAUCCUCAUCUAGCUCAUGUUCCUCUUCCUCCUCCCCCUUCUCUCCAACAUCAUCAACAUCACAAUCCCCACAAUCAUCAUAUGCAUCAAAUACAUCUUCAGCAAAACAUGAACACUUCAAGUCCUAUUUCUGGUGCAGCGGAUGAUAACCGUUCCUCAGCAUUUACUACAACUGCUUUGAUUUCAGAUGAUUCAUUGAAUACUAAAUCAUUGAUAUUUAAUUCAUGCAUUCUUCCUCAGAUUGCACAAACAACAACAACAACACCGACGACAACAGGGACAUCAACAACAUCAACGACUAGAGCAGGAACAACUGGGACAACAACAAAUUUUGUGAAUGAUUUUAAUACAUCAAAUUUUUAUACUACAGCAUAUUUUAAUCUUACUGCUUCUAAUACUACUGAUAAUAAUAAUGGUGAUACUAUCACUACUACUACUAAUAAUAAUAAUAAUGAUAACAAUAGUAAUAAUAUUAACUGUACAAAUGUUAGCGAAUCGACUGAUUUAACAGAACAGAAUUCUACAUUAAUCGAGUCGUUAUCACGAUCCAGCAUCCAGUUAUCCAAUCAUACAAAUCUGUCUGAAUCUCUUUUAUUAUCAGAAGAAUUAUUGCAUAAUUGUCUAGAUAAUAAAAAGAAGUGUUACGAUGAACAAGAUGGUGUUCAUUCUAUAUUGACUAAGCAUUUAAGAAGUACAUCAUUCUGUUUAUCGUCUUCUACACACUCUCCUGAAUCCUGUGGGAAUGAAAAAUUCGUCAAGUUAGAAAUAUGA
Molecule: messenger RNA, 3360 nt
Organism: Trichobilharzia regenti
Lineage: Eukaryota; Metazoa; Platyhelminthes; Trematoda; Strigeidida; Schistosomatidae
Source: the annotation of a GenBank genome assembly